UCCGCAGCCAGUCCUGCGGCUCGGGUCGGCUCGGCUCAGAGCGGCUCGGCUCGGCUCGCCAUGGUGCAGCUCGGGGGCGGCCGCGGAGCCCCACCACAGGCCCCAGCCGCUCCACCGGCUUUCAGCAUCGACAGUAUCCUGCAGCCCGGCCCCCGGCGCCCGGCCCGGGAGCAGGGCAGAGCCCGCUGCGUGCUGCCGGAGGAGGAGGAGGAUGAGGAGGAGGAAGAUGAAGAAGAAGGGCCUGCGGAGCGAGACCCCAAUAAAGCCUCCAGCGACUCGGGCAGCGUGACGCUGUGCUUUGCCGUUGCAGGCAGCGAGCCCCGCCGGCUGCGGGCAGAGGGGUCGGGCCUUGGGCUCCGUCCGGGGACAGACGGCAUCGUCGCGUUGUCGCCGCUCCCCGCGGAGGGACCGCGCGGUCCCCGGCAGCCGUCGCCGAGGGAUGCCGGGGGUUGCGGCGGGGAGAGCGGCAGGUCGCUGGCGGUGGGAGGCAAGAAGAAGACGAGGACCAUCUUCUCCAAGAGCCAGGUCUUCCAGCUGGAGUCCACCUUCGACGUGAAGCGCUACCUGAGCAGUGCCGAGCGGGCCGGGCUGGCGGCCGCGCUGCACCUCACCGAAACCCAGGUGAAGAUCUGGUUCCAGAACCGGCGCAACAAGCUCAAGAGACAGAUGUCGGCCGAGCCCGAGGCUCCGGGGCCAGGGCCGGGGCAAGCGGAGCAUCCCCGGGAACCGCCACCCCUGGCUGCCUCCGCAGCUGUGUCCCUGCCGGCCCUUUACAAGGACAGCACCCUGCUCAGUCGCUGCCUGCUGCCUUUCCCCUUCCCUCUGCUCUACCCGGGCAGCGCCAUCCCUUACCUCUGCCUCCCCGGCCCGGGCAAACACUUCAGCUUGCUGGAUGGGGACGUAUAGCCUCGCCCCCCGGCUUCCCCCUUUCCCUUUGCCGGGGGCGGCACCAAUGGCAUUUAUGCCCCAGUCCGAUCUGUGGUGGGGUGUCAGCCUUCUCCCCGAUCCGUGGCAUCCGCUCCCCUUCCCACGGAGGGGAUGUCCGGGCUGCCCCCGCGUGUCCGUGGACAGCCCACACGUUGUCAGAGCUCUCGCAGUGCUCUUCCUCUGGGCAGGAUGGAGGAGAGAACGGAGGUGCCAAAGAAACCGGGCUAUGUUCUGCCUCCCUCCCUCCGAAAUUAUCCCGUGCCCGGUAUUUCAGGGGAGCCGAUGCCCUGCCUCGGCCCAUGUGGACGGUGCACUGAGGACGGUCCAUUCCUGUCCCUGAGACCUGGCAGUCCCGAUCAGUACAGCCUGCUCAGCCCCGAGGCUGCCAUUGGCUCCCCUCUCAGACUCUAAUAUCCCUCCGAUUAACUUCUCCCCAUUUUUGACAUGAUCAAUAUAUACACACCUUUCUAAAUCUGGUUCGCAAACUGUGGCUUCUCAAAUCCCCCCCCUACACCCCCCCCAACAAAACAAUCCCUCUUCAUAUUUUAUUUUAUUUUAUUUUAUUUUAUUUUAUUUUAUUUUAUUUUAUUUUAUUAUUUUAUUUUAUUUUUUGUUAACUGGUUCUCAAUUCGUGGCCUGUCUGAUGUUUCUGCAGAACAAGACAAGCUCCCUCUCAUACUCCUUGUGCUAACCCUGCUUCUCUGCUCCCCGAAAGCUCAUGGGAUAAUUUUAUCUGCUACCCUAGAGUAACAAAAUGCUUUUUAUCACCCCCCAUAGAUUUCCAAACGCAUUUGUAUUCUUUUGGUUUCCGAGUUCACACACUUUAUAUUCAGAGUUGGGAAAUAAAACUUUUCUAUCAGAAAGCUGAAAUGCAUGCCUUUUCAAUACAGUCGCUACUAGGCAUUGCCAAAAGAAAGACGUUUCCUAGACGUUUUUAUUUUUAAAAUAAAAAUUAAAAAUACAACUGUCGUAUUACGAAAUUCACCAGUGCGUGCGAAAACGGGCGAAUUAUCGCGUUUCCAAGUGAGGAAAAAAAGAAAAAGAAAAAGA
Messenger RNA from Oxyura jamaicensis (ruddy duck), 1977 nucleotides. Its product is annotated as homeobox protein HMX2-like. The transcript is spliced from 2 exons. Gene Ontology annotation, cellular component: nucleus. Gene Ontology annotation, molecular function: RNA polymerase II transcription regulatory region sequence-specific DNA binding; DNA-binding transcription factor activity, RNA polymerase II-specific. Gene Ontology annotation, biological process: regulation of transcription by RNA polymerase II. Bases 61 to 906 code for a protein of 281 amino acids. Lineage: Eukaryota; Metazoa; Chordata; Aves; Anseriformes; Anatidae. The record is from RefSeq and is a predicted model, not a curated record.